CAACACACAUGUUACUCUCUGUCCCCUCCUAUCUUUUCCUUCCCAUUAACCUCGCCACUUGUGUUUCUCAAAUUCUCUCUCUCUCUCUCUCUCUCUCUCUCUAUUCUUGUGGUAUAUAGCCAUGGAAGAAGACUCAGAAUCAAGAAAAAGAAACUCCAAUGGAAAACCCAUAGGAAGAAGGUUUCACAAAAGAAAAAAAGCCACACAACAAGAUCACUCUUCCAUCAACAUAGCUCAAGCUAGAAGAGAUAUUGUCAAUGCCUUUCACCUCCAUAGAUCAUCAUCAUCAUCUUGUGACUAUGGUUCUCAAUAUUGCUCUUCAUUGUUGGAGUCUUUGCCUCUUCCUCAACCAACAUGGUCUACCACUCCACCUUCAGUUCUUGCCACCCCACCACCACCACCAAUGGAGGCCUUAGAGUUUGAGUGGGCUGAGAACUUGGCUUCUUCUUACACAUGGUGGCUAGGGUUUCUGAAAACCCUAGAUGGUAACAACAACACUGCUCAAGUCGUUUCAAAAUACCCAUUUGAAGAAGAUAUUGUCACGGGGAUGGGAUAUGGUUUAAAAAUUGGGGACCCACUACCUUGUUUGGAUGGAAAUGAUGAUCAUCAGAGCUCAAGUGUAGAUGAGUGGUUGACUAUACCAACGGUUGAAGAUCAAGGUGAGAUGAUGAUGUAAAACCUAAGGAAAAGUAGUGCUUUAGGUUGACAAAUACUAGUGAAUAUGAUGAUGCCUUUUCUUUUCUUUUA
This is a messenger RNA of Camellia sinensis, 747 nucleotides long. Lineage: Eukaryota; Viridiplantae; Streptophyta; Magnoliopsida; Ericales; Theaceae. The record is from RefSeq and is a predicted model, not a curated record.